Molecule: messenger RNA, 2153 nt
Organism: Colossoma macropomum (tambaqui)
Lineage: Eukaryota; Metazoa; Chordata; Actinopteri; Characiformes; Serrasalmidae
Gene: ptbp1a
Product: polypyrimidine tract binding protein 1a
Biological process (GO): regulation of RNA splicing; mRNA processing; regulation of cell differentiation
Cellular component (GO): nucleus
Molecular function (GO): mRNA binding
Source: RefSeq, a predicted model, not a curated record
UCCAGCUUGCUACGUCCCGACUGCGCGGACUCUAGUUGUGUGUAGUGCCAUGGACGGACGUUUAGAGACGGAUUUGUAUCCUCUGGGAUCCAGCGGCGUCCAUGAUAUAACAGUUGGCACGAAGAGGGGAUCUGACGAACUCUUUUCCUCCUGUAUAUCCAACGGACCGUAUAUCAUGAGCUCAGGAGCUGCCAAUGGUAACGACAGUAAGAAGUUUAAAGGUGACAUCAGGAGUCCGGGCGUUCCGUCUCGAGUCGUCCACGUGCGCAAAUUACCCAGCGACAUAAACGAAGCGGAGGUGAUUUCCUUGGGGCUGCCAUUCGGCAAAGUGACCAACCUGUUGAUGCUCAAGGGAAAGAACCAGGCCUUUCUGGAGAUGAACACAGAAGAGUCUGCUCAGACGAUGGUCAGCUACUACUCCUCCGUCACCCCCGUCAUCCGAAACCACCCGGUCUUCAUGCAGUACUCCAAUCACAAGGAGCUGAAGACGGACAACUCGCCCAACCAAGUGAGGGCGCAGGCGGCACUGCAGGCGGUGAACGCAGUCCAGACGGGCAGCGUGUCUCUGAGCAGUGUGGAUGGAGGUUCAGGGACCCAGAGCCCUGUGCUUAGAGUCAUUGUGGAGAAUCUCUUCUACCCAGUCACUCUGGAUGUCCUGCAUCAGAUAUUCUCCAAGUUCGGCACAGUGCUGAAGAUCAUAACCUUCACCAAAAAUAACCAGUUCCAGGCCCUUGUGCAGUAUGCAGACGCCAUGACCGCCCAGCAUGCCAAACUGUCUCUAGAUGGGCAGAACAUCUACAAUGCCUGCUGCACCCUGCGCAUCAGCUUCUCCAAGCUCACCAGCCUGAACGUGAAGUACAACAACGACAAGAGCCGCGACUACACUCGCCCGGAUCUGCCUACCGGAGACAGCCAGCCUUCUCUCGACCCUCAGGCCAUGGCCGCUACCGCCUUCACAGCUCCUGGUAUAAUCUCAGCUGCCUAUGCAGGUGCACAUGGGUUCCCACCAACAUUUGCCAUCCAGCAGGCAGCAGGUCUGUCUCUGCCUGGUGUACCUGCUGGAGCUUUGGCCUCUCUCGGCGUCCCCGGUGCUGCCGCGGCAGCUGCUGCUGCGGCCGCCGCUGCCGGACGCCUCGGCCUGUCCGGCCUCAGCCCUGGAGGACACAGCGUUCUGCUGGUCAGCAACCUCAACCCUGAGAGCGUUACGCCCCAAUGCCUCUUUAUUCUUUUCGGUGUCUAUGGUGACGUCAUGAGAGUGAAGAUCCUGUUCAACAAAAAGGAGAACGCUCUGGUGCAGAUGGCAGAUGGAACACAAGCCCAGUUAGCCAUGAGUCACCUGAACGGUCAGAAGCUCCAUGGUAAGGCUCUGCGCAUCACCCUGUCCAAACACACCACAGUGCAGCUUCCCCGCGAAGGCCACGAGGACCAGGGGCUCACCAAGGACUACAGCAACUCUCCUCUCCACCGCUUCAAAAAGCCUGGCUCCAAAAACUACUCCAACAUCUUCCCUCCCUCCUCCACCCUGCACCUCUCCAACAUCCCACCUUCUGUUGGUGAAGAAGAUCUCAGAGUGCUGUUUCGGAGCUCAGGGGCAACGGUUAAGGCUUUCAAGUUUUUCCAGAAAGACCACAAGAUGGCGCUCAUCCAGAUGGGCUCAGUAGAGGAGGCGAUCGAGUCGCUGAUCGAGUUCCACAAUCACGACCUGGGGGAGAACCAUCACCUCCGCGUUUCCUUCUCGAAGUCCACCAUCUGAGGGCGGGGCAGUCAGGAGCUGAGCGUUUUAGGAGGGGGGGGGUUUGAGAAAGAGAGACUGUCACUUUAGACCAAACUUAAAGCCUUCCACAAUUUAUAAUGCUGUGGAUUUUCCACAAGACACACUUUAUCAUUCCUUUUUUCUUAAAUCUAUAUUCACACGUAUGCUUGUCUAUUUAAGAUGCCACUUUUGAACCAAUAGAUCAGAGGAGACCGUGAAGACCCAGCGUUUUAUUUGGGUUUGAUGGAGCUUUUUCUUUUUCCUCUCUCUGCUGGUUUCUUCUCUUAGACUUAGCUUAGUCACUGAUGUUGGUGCAGAGCAGCGCUGCAUUUCACUGAAGCUUUGUAGCGUAUCAGUCAUCACUGUAUUAUAUGGAAGCUGUUUCUGUCAGUUUAAAGAG